UAAUGUGCAAGUGACGAGAGCUGUUGAACGGGCUAUACCGGAGGAACGCAUAGCAAAGGUACAACAUGUGCCAUCACCAUUUUUUGAACGAAAAAAUCGUGUAGAGAACGAUUGUUUCUGUUCAGGAGUGACCGGGCGUUGUCGGAUGGCCCUUGAUCUGUACCGAAUGAGAAAAACAUACGAUCUAUCAAACAUGACUGCAGAAAGGCUGGGCGACGAAUCAACCGGUGCCAAAUAUCUCCGUAUUCCGUUAUCAGUUUUGCUUGGUAACCUGAUCACAGCUUACGGAGGCUAUAUGCGUUUUCCUGUUACUGAAGAAUGCUAUACUGAUCGCAGCAAACCGUGUGUGGUCAUGGUCGACAAGCGAAACAUGCAUCGAGCGGUUGGAUAUUUUCUGCCAACAUCACACGAUCAGCGACAAGUGCAGGUGCUUCUGAAGGAGUCGAACUGGAAACUUUUGCCAGCGAUUGAUGAGCUUAGUGAUCGAGAACCAGAAGAUGAGUUGACUAAGUUCAUCUUUAUGUCUACACUAAGCAACAUCCACUCGGUUUACAUCCGUGGAAGGUACCGGACGCGUAGCGAGGAAAAUAUACUUUCCAUUGAUAUGGCUUCAUCGUAUGAUGAAGGAUUGGGCACAGUGACUACUGUGGAGGAAUGUGACUGUCAUCCAGGCUACGGUGGAUUGUCCUGUGAGCGAUGUGAGAAAGGAUACCUUCGAACGUACGACUCAAUCAGUCCUGAGGGGAUUUGCUUAAGCAUUCCCGAGCUUUGGGAACUGCACAAAAAAAUCUAUCGACAGAAUUGAUCGAGCCCAGCAGUAAUUACACUGUAAAGUAAGAAUGGUACCAAUCAAACAUUCGUGUGUUUCAAAUUUAAUAAAAGUUUUAUAAAACUCUUAUUGCUAAGGCAGCCUCCCGGGGUCGAUCGCUCAAUUGAACAAUUCAGUUUAUAUGUGAACCUACGUAUUUUGAUACUUAACUCUCUCUCUUAACUUUUUCAUACUUUUUGAAGUAAAUAUAAACUAUA
This is a messenger RNA of Anopheles merus, 1026 nucleotides long. Its product is annotated as basement membrane-specific heparan sulfate proteoglycan core protein-like. NCBI's taxonomy places the organism in Eukaryota, Metazoa, Arthropoda, Insecta, Diptera, Culicidae. The coding region runs from base 146 to 805 and encodes 219 amino acids. The transcript has 2 exons. The record is from RefSeq and is a predicted model, not a curated record.